GUGUGAAACCACAUUGUCCAUUCAAUCCCACCGAUAAACGUUCGCGUUCAGAGCCAGUCUGAACGGAUUCACGAGGAUGUACCGAUUUGCGAUCUUGACCUUUUUCGCCCUAAUCGCAAGCGUUAGGAGUCUGGCCAUAACAGGAUCGCCGAGGGUGGUGAUCGUUGGUGCGGGUGCAUCGGGAAUCGCAGCUGCAUCGAAGCUGCUGCAGAACAGCAUCGAGGAUGUCCUUGUCCUAGAGGCAGAGGAUAGAAUUGGAGGCCGAGUAAAGACCAUUAAAUUCGAUGAAUACGUGAUCGAUGAAGGGGCCCAAUGGAUCCAUGGGGACAUAGGGAAUGUGGCGUACGAUUUGGCGAGCCCGUUAAACCUUACAGAUCAUUCGGGCCCUGACAAGUACGAGAUGUUCGCGUCUAAUGGAGAACGAUUGGACCCCGAUCUCGCGGAGAACAUCACGAAGAUUUUGAUAGAGUAUCUGGAAUCAACACCCGAUGAUAUCGUAAAUAACUGCACCGCUUCCUUUGCCGAAUGCACGAAAGACAGAAUAAAAGAAAGCCUGGCCGAAUUACCGAAACUAAACAACACAAUGCAAGAGCAGUUACUAUGGAACAUGAAUCUGAUGGUGACGGGCAGCGAAUCAGCCGAUGACUGGAAUGACAUAGCAUUUCAAGGGUACGGAGACAUAGAUGUGGGAGACCGAUUUGUCAAUUGGAAGCUACGUGGCUACAGCACUAUUUUGGACAUAAUGAUGAAAAAGAUUCCGAACCCGGAAGAGGAGCUACCAGUAAUGAACAAAACGAUUCUGAACGCCGAAGUGACCAAAGUGGAUUAUUCGAGUGAAGAUGGUAAGAUAAAGUUGACAACGCAAGACGGUAAGGAGUAUACCGCCGACCACGUGAUCAUGACACCUUCCUUGGGGGUGCUGAAGGCUGACCAUGAAACGCUAUUCAACCCUCAACUUCCGGAAACGAAGAUUAAAGCAAUUAAAACUCUAGGAUACGGAAACGCUUGUAAAGUGCAACUGGCCUUCAACGAUGAUUGGUACAACAAGGAGGGUCUAAAAAACAAACUGAUGCAACUUACGUGGUCCCAGCAGGAAUUGGAAGAAUUCAAGAAGGACCCAAAAAAGACGUGGAUGUCUUACGCAUUGGCGUUCACCAUUGUCGAGCACAAGCCUCGUUUACUGCUGCUAUGGAUCUCCGGAAAGGGCGGUCGCCUAAUCGAUGAGCGCACGGACGAGGAGGUUCUCGAACAGGUCACGUGGAUGCUAGAUAACUUUUUCUCGGAGACUUAUAACAUGAGCAAGCCAGUCGCAAUGACAAGAAGCAAAUGGCAUCAGAAUAAGCACUUUCGGGGCACUUACAGUUACAUUAGCGUAGAGGCGGCUAAAGAAGAUAUAGGGAACGAAGAUUUGGCCGAGCCUAUCAUGAAAAAUGGGAAGCCGGUGGUUUUAUUCGCUGGAGAGGCUACAAGUAGCGACAAUACGGCAACAGUUCACGGUGCUAUCGCCACUGGGUUGCGGGAGGCUGACAGAUUGAUAAAUCUGUACUCUAAAACUGAAAGCACAACCGAAAAGAAGUCGCAAUAAAGUAGAAGAGGAGAAAUAAUAAUUUUAUGAUCAGACGGUUAUUGUAAUUGAUUAUAUUUGCAAAUAUACGAGCCAUCUUUGGUUUUGGUAAAAUAA
This is a messenger RNA of Megalopta genalis, 1681 nucleotides long. NCBI's taxonomy places the organism in Eukaryota, Metazoa, Arthropoda, Insecta, Hymenoptera, Halictidae. The record is from RefSeq and is a predicted model, not a curated record.